CUAUGCUAGAAACUUCACAUAAAAAUGUGCCUGAAAAUUCGCCUCAGCUUUCUCCAUCUUGCCUUCUUCCUCUUUUUCUUGUUUGCCGGAGUUUUCUCUGCCGGUGCUGCUACUGCCUUUGGAGGCCGGAAAACAGAGACGUCUGCUGCCAUGAAUCCUAGCGGGUCAAGCGGAAAAUCUACUGGAGCAAGUGGUUCGGGUCAUGGGCCUAACUGGGACUACAACUGGGGAUGGGGUUCCAGCCCAGGAAGUGGAUGGGGUUCUGGUGGUGGGUCAGGGCGGUCACCUGGUGGAUUUGGGCGGGGUUUUGGAUACGGGUAUGGUUCUGGAACCGGGUCAGGAUCCGGGUAUGGAUAUGGGUCUGGAAGUGGUGGAGCUCAUGGUGGUGGUUAUGGGUCUGGAAGUGGGGCAGGAAGUUCUGGUGGUGGCGGCGGCAGUGGUGGAGGGCACGGCGGAGCGGGUGGUUCCUGGAGCCACUCUCCAAACCAGCAUGGUUGAUCAACUGGUCUUGUUAUAUGCGUGCAUGCUUUUUAGGAUUUUGGAAGUAUGGCUAGCUAUGAAAUUGUCGAGCUGCAGAUGGUGUGUAAGAUUAUGUUGUGCGAUUUUGCUACAUAUAAAUUGUAGUAGUAUAAACAUGUUUGCAGUAUGCACAACAUAUAUGGUUCUUAUUUUCUAACUAGCACUAUUUUUAUUUUGAGAUAUUUAAUCUGCAAUAAUGCCAUAUUGCCAUC
Molecule: messenger RNA, 731 nt
Organism: Rubroshorea leprosula
Lineage: Eukaryota; Viridiplantae; Streptophyta; Magnoliopsida; Malvales; Dipterocarpaceae
Source: the annotation of a GenBank genome assembly